Messenger RNA from Mesocestoides corti, 594 nucleotides. The record is from the annotation of a GenBank genome assembly. NCBI's taxonomy places the organism in Eukaryota, Metazoa, Platyhelminthes, Cestoda, Cyclophyllidea, Mesocestoididae.
AUGUCCUCCUUGUUGCUUCUUUCUGCAAUCGUGGAAGGCGUUGCUUCAUUCGUCCUUCCCAUCAUCAAUGCUUUUGGAACACCGAGGCACGUGGAGCACAAGUUUUACUUUGAGGUAUUUAAAAUAACACAAUUUACGCUCUCGAUUAUGGCAUUGGCGUAUCUACAGAUGCUGGUGAACCUCUACACUCGAAAAUUGCACAAACAUAAACGAAAUUACGUAGAGUGCACUGACGACGAAGGAAGAGAUGACAAUUAUAACCAGGACGCCAAUUUCGUCGAAGCUGACGACUUCCCGAAAUCCUUAAGAAAAAGUAAGGAAAAUGGCAUCAAAUUCAUUGAAGAGGGAAAUUUUUCCAGUCCAUCAACUCUAAGUGAUGAGCAAAAUCAACGCGACGAAGUUCACGAGGAGGCGGAAGAAUUGGCAGAACUUGAACAAAUCAGUCUUCCAGACUCACUUUCAACUAAUCACAUUAGCGGCCCACGACCGCGAUUAGUCGUAAUUAAGGUAAUUUCCUUCUGCUGCCUUUUUAACGCUGUUCGUCACUGUCAAUCGCAAAUUCCUUUGCUUCGUUUUGUCAACCCUGAAUUUUAA